AUGUCUGCCCUGCAAGGCCCUGAAAGCAUCUUGAACAGCCCGGCUGCUACCACAGCCGCCGCGCAAUCACUCAAAAACACGACAACCAUCACCACAUCUGUACUCUCUCCGCGUGACCUUCUCGCCCUUCCCUUCCGGGGACUCUAUCAAGCAGAACAUUUUGCCUUCUCCACCUUGCCGAGACGCCUGGGAAGAUUGGUGGGAUUGCAGCAAAUGGCUACUCUAUUCGGGGGAGGUGGCGCCGGUGCGGCACCGGCCGGCGACGUGGCAGCUGCAACAGCCCAGGCUGCGAAUGUUGCUCGAGAAGGAGUGGCGGAGGCUGUCGGCCAGGCUGACACCGGAAGCCAUUUUGCCGAUAUACUUCAAGCGUUGAUCAGAUUCAGCGGCUUCUUUUCAUACCUCACCAGUCGGUGGUCACUGGCCUGCUUCACGACCUCCCCAGAUUACUCGCUUCUUCGCUACGGCUCACCCGGGAAGCGACUGCUGUUUGACUUUGGGGGAGGGGGAGGCUUCUUACAUUCCCUGGGAUCUACGCUUCUACCAUGGGAAACGGACGAACAAUCGUGCAGUGCGGUGCGCAUGAGUCGCCCUACGAGCGCGUCGGACUUCUCGCAUGGAUCGUUUGGCCUUCUGUGGCCGGUCUUUCUCCGCCUCUGUCUGAAUCAUUUCGUGGAUACUCUGUCGUGCGCGCUACAAGGAAGGGCUGUCGUGACGGAAUCUGGGAUGUCGAUCUUUGAGCAUUCGCUCGCGUUUGCCGAGGCUGAGUCGACAAUCACUCAAUCCCUUGGUCUGGGACUAUUCGGUCUGCCAAAGCAGAGUGCUAGCAAAGGAGACUCCGGCGAUGGUAGCCAAUCGGCUGCUCAAAUCUUGAGCAGAGCCCAAGUCUUGGAGCGGAUGAACGUCACGCCGGAAUUGCUUCUUAUCGCUCUAAUAUCGUGUUGCAACAGCCUAACAUCGAACGUGCUGGAUAUCCUUGGAAAGCAAAACCGUUAUCGCUUCUUCAACACCGCCUUCUGGGGUCUCUGCUUUAUGUCGACUAUGGCAUGGGGCUUACUCAACAGCUUGGCUGCGGCACCCGACGGUGUGGUGGUGAAGUUCCCAACGGUUUGCAUCGUGGGGUUUAUACCUCAUCUAGCCCUCUUCAUCGGUACUAUCAUUUGCGGGGUCAUCUACUCCAUCGCACUCGCCAUUACCUCCUUUUCGCUGCCUGUAGGCGAUUCUCCGCGACCGUCGCUUCGACAGCGGUUUGCUGUGGCCCAUGAGAACAUGCAAGGCGCCUCGCAGAUCCAAAAUCUUCGCUUCAAUCGACACGAGGACUUUUACACUGCUCUGCUUCGAACCGGAUACACCGCUAUGUUUGCUGCCAGUGAGGCAGUCUUCUUGAACGAAGGCCAAGGGGUGGUUGCUCGAGAGAUGACGUGGUUGGAGGAGGAUCGCCUCGCAGAGAUUGAGUCGUCCCGACGAAGACACCGACCUCGCGAGAGUUGGGCUACUGAGGCUCAAGGUGCGCCGUUCGAAGGCGCGGACACCAUGAAUUUCGACUCGCUCCAGGCACCGCCGCCUGAGUGGGAGAGUGGAUAUGGUCGGGAGAAGAAAAUUGAGAAACCUAGAAAUGGCUCUCGAUCAGUACGUUCUAGGACUGAUGCAGGUGGCGUCGGUGUAUUGCGGGGAGCGAUCCGAUGGUACCAUGGAUUCUCUUUCUUCCGAGGAAUCUUCUAUCUUCUUUUAGGGUGGCUGGCCCGCGGCUUAGACAAGUUGCUCAACAAGUUUGGCAUCGCGGCACGCCCACAGUGGCUAGCGAAGCUUAUAGGGCCUCGCCGAAAGGGGGUUCAGGAGAGAGAAACCGGCGGUAAGGUCGAAUCGUACGACUUCUGGAUCCUGACGGAAGACGGCGAGCUAGAGCUACCGGGGGAUCACGAGUUCGAUGUCGAACGAGAGAUGCGUAAGCGGGAGCGUUCGAAUACCGCGGACUGGAAACCGACAGAUGAAGGGCGACUCGACGAAACGCUCUAUAGCUGGUGGAAAGCCGGGGGCUCGUGGGGAAACCAAGAUCACAGUGCCGACUACGUCCCGUCUGUCGAAGAUGUGGACGACACGACUAGCGUCGUCUCAAUGUCUACAGUGGCCGAUUCCGAAUGGGAGGACGAAUCCGAUGGUCGCCGGACACCCACGCUGGCCGAGCCUUUCCCACCCGGAUUCUCUCGGGAAAGCACGCCGGCUCAAGAAUCGCUCAUGGACGUCAGCUCUUUUGCGCGCCUUCUCGACCCGCGGGACCAGGAAAGUAGACAAGAGGCGCGCAUUCUCGCCGCGCAUCUCUCCGCUGGGCAGGAGGGUCGGGUUCUGACUCGCCGUCGGUUCCGAGAACAGGUGGAGCGCGAGCGAGCCCAGAUUCUCAUUUCCUCUAGGACGUCUCACCUGGUCGCUCAGACGUCGAGCAAUGAGAAACGAAGACCCACGCCGGAAGAAGAGAGCGAUAUUUUAGAAAAGCUCAUCCUCUCGCGUCGCUCUCAAGCAGCACCCGUUGACGGACAAACAUGGGAAUCCGGAGCCUCCGGGCUUGGACCUAGUGGGCCUCCCUGCGUGGUUUGCCGGAUGAACUCGCGAUCUAUUAUCACCUGGCCUUGUCGAUGUCUCUGCGUGUGUGAGGAGUGUCGGGUCAAUCUGGCUAUGAAUAAUUACGGAAGUUGUGUGACUUGUCGGCAGGAAGUUGGAGGAUUUGUGCGACUAUGGGUGCCAUAG
Messenger RNA from Aspergillus affinis, 2739 nucleotides. Its product is annotated as putative ubiquitin-protein ligase (Asi3). Lineage: Eukaryota; Fungi; Ascomycota; Eurotiomycetes; Eurotiales; Aspergillaceae. Gene Ontology annotation, molecular function: ubiquitin protein ligase activity. Gene Ontology annotation, biological process: protein ubiquitination; ubiquitin-dependent protein catabolic process. Bases 1 to 2739 code for a protein of 912 amino acids. The transcript has 2 exons. The record is from RefSeq and is a predicted model, not a curated record.